AUGGCACAAGGAGCGAGUUCGAGCCAACCUCUCGAGGAAAAAUGGGCGUACUAUUUGUUGACAGGUUUCAUGACGAAGGAAUGUCGAGAGUUCGUCAUGAGCUCAGACCCGGAGGAAAAGAAGGAGUGGGUUUUUUGGGAAUUCUGCAGACUUUUUGAAGAUCAGUAUGCUAUCGCGAAAAAAAAGUCUUCACUUCCACUUUAAUACGGAAGUACUACUUUAAAAUGGUUCUUAAGGCUGGUUGGAUACGCCAGAGCGAAUAUUCAAACACUCUUGGACAAUAUGGGGAAGAGGCCAAUAGGAGAUGCUGAUAGAGGACAAUUAAUCGCCGAGAUGACGUUCGUUACCCCUGGAAGACAUUUUUGAAUCAUUUUCACAGGUUUUCAAUCGACUUUUGCGACAGGCUCUUGUUCAUGAUCGAUGAGACGGAGGAGUUUUCAGCAGGUUUGAUAGAUCAUCACUCUUUAGCAAGAAUUUUCUGCUUAGAUAUGAUAAAGUCUUACAUGGAUUCCUGUCUCCGAGCCCUGACUAUCCAAGAAAGCGAAGCUAUGUGUAUUAUUUUGAAGGUGAGUUUAGAGUUUUAUUUCGAUAGCUUCACAUUUUUUUCAGCCUUUCAUCAUCAGUUUAACGAUGUGCUUGAAAACAAGGGACUUUGACAGAUACGGAAGAAUCGCAGUGGGCGUCAUUUCUGGUUUGCUUUGUUUCUCCUAAAAAUGUUGAAUUCUGUAGUUCAUCUGCAAGUUCUUCCCUGUAUAAAGUACUUAAAAUCGUAUUUUCGUGCGUUUCUGAAAAAGUCAGAUUACGGCGCGUAGUUUAGCAAUUUUGUUUUCAAACAGUUCUUAAAGCUUUCACCUGAAUCGAUUAUUUUUUUUUUCAGCUGUUUCGAGAGCCAUGGAGUACCGGUGUGCCUUGAAAGCGACAAAAUCAGUCGUCAAACUGUUUCCCGACGAAAUUCGGUUGAAAUUGAAUGGCGACAACCACAGAAUGAACCUGGGCUAUAUAUUUGCCGCUUUGCUGUAAGUUUAGACGAUUUCAAAGCAUUAUUUCUUGUCGAAGUGUUCUUCGAAAAUGUUGAAAAUAAAUCAUCUUUUUUCUUCCUUAAAAAAGCCUUCUUAAAGAGGUUCUGUGAGGAUGAGCGAUGAUCGGCCCAACACCCGGAUUCUUCCCGUCAGAUGGACCCGGAAACAGAAAGAAAUCCUCUACAAGGCCGCCCGAGUCGCCAUCCAAGUCUUCACUCUUCCAGUCCUUGUUGAGGUCGUUCGAUUCUCUAUUUUGUUUUUGAAAACGAAAUCAGACUUCGCAUCAUUUUUUGUAAGAAAUAACUUGAAAGUUUCGAGAGAGAAACGUACAUUGAACUGGGUCAAUAAAUAUUCUGAAUAAGGUUUAAUUUUCAAGAAAUUAGAGGUUAUUAGGAUACUGUUUUUUCUGGAAUUAAUCAACGGGAUGGUGAGACGGGCGGACAUUAUCAAGCCCCAGUUGAAAUUUGGAUGAAACUUUGCUAGAACGCACUUUAGGGAAAAAUUUAGCUUUUUUUUUGUGCGUAUUUUGCAAACUUUUAAGCUUCAUUAAUCUAUAAUAAAAUACACUGCGAGAGACUUUUUUUCCUUUUUCUGGAGUUAGGAGAGGCUAACAAGCAUUUAGCCGAGUUUCAUCAAAAGUUCAACUUGGGUCGAGAAAAUUCCCCUAAUUAGAGAUUAGAAUUCAUAUAAAAAAUUUUUCAAACUACAUCAGAUCUAGCUUAUCUGUGAUUUUUUUCGUCUGAACUUUCCAGUGUUCCUAUUGUAUUGGAGGCCUGCAAGAACUAUAUUUGUUAUCAUAUAAUGUGUUCAGGAAGGCGUCGCGAUACUGCGGGAGAUGAUCGAAGUGCUGGGAGAUGAGACGGUAGCCAUUCAAAGCGCCUUCCUUCUCGUCGACUUCCAAUUGGCCGCUGCCCGACCAAUCAGAGCCAACAAAAGCCUUUCCAAAGAGUUCACAGAAUGCUUCCAGGUUCAGCUAGUGACAAAAAAGUGAAGAAAAUGCAACUAUUACUAUCAGAAUUUUGUCCUCUUUGGUGUACUUUCAAAAAUUAUAAAGAGGAUAUAAUUUUUUCAAUCUUCAGGGCAGGAAUCAGAAAAGUAGUUUGCUUUAAAAUAACUGUGCGAAGUUUUUCUUGCCGUUCACGACUAGGUUUUUGAAAAAUUCGGGAAUUAUAUCUUGAAUUAAAAAAUAAUCUACACGAAACAUCUAUCAAAUAAUUUUCAUAAGUGGAAAUGGUUUUGCCCAAUUUCGCAAUCACUGUCAAUUUCCUGAAUGCGCAUUCACCUUCAAAGAAUCCACACAACAUCUUCACGAAAACGAAUUCUAUUUUCAGGCGAUCAACAACGUUUGCGAGGAGUAUUACACGGGCCAAUAUCAGACAACUGAAGGCUCAGAAACGCUUUUCACUCUUCUCGACCGCAUUUUCACCAUUCUAGACAAUAAUGGUCCGUUUUUACUGCUUUGAGGGAAGGUUUCUUAAGGUUGAGAUAACUUGAUUUAUUUGAAUGCAAUUUUUUAGAUUUUUCUCAAUACUGAAAGCAUUUUUUCCAGAUCUAGCUUGACUGAAUCCCCUGAACGUUCUUUCUUUCCCUUAGUUUUUUUAAUUCUCUUCAUUUUAUCGUUUACAAAAAAAACAUUGUAUUGAUCUUGUUUCACCUUAUUUCAUCUUUAAACUUGUGAUUCCAGCGCAAAAAAUUUUUUUCUAAUUAUAUCAAUAGUGAAUUUUUUUUCUUAUAUUUUUCCCUUGUUUUAAUGGUUCAAGGCUGUGACCAUGCUUUCAUAAAAGACAAUCUUCCCCUAUUUAUGAAAAAAAAACAGAAAUUCUCAACUUACUCUAAUUUUCUUUUCAGAGAAAAAAAAAACAAUUCAAAGUCAAAGAAAAUCAUCGAGGUCUGUAGAAACUUCCCAGACUUUUUAGCCCUUUGAAGAAAUAUUAAUUUUAAAGAGUGAAACUUUCAGUAUCUUUUUUUCUUAUAUUUUUAUUCUUCUUUUUUUAACAUAAAAAAAAUUUCACUUUCAGCUUGAUUCUAAUUCAUUUCCGAUUUCACUACGUUUGUCAAUUUUUCAGAAGAAAAGACAGAGCUGGAGCCGGUCGAAGAGAUGUGGGAAGCGAUGCUGAGUCAGCUGCAAUUUCUGCCGCUUUUCUGCACCGAACACGUCGCUGGGCUGUCAUUGGCCCGAUGGUCGCACUAUUCUCGAAUUUGCAAGGUGCCUCGAGUUGAUGUAAAAAAGAGAGAUCGAGUUGAGAAAUUGGAAAGGAAAAAUAAUCUCAUUCAAAAUUUGCCCCGUUUCAUGAAUCAAAGAAAAACGAAAAAGAUUAGAAUUUAUCCUAAACUUCCAAUCUGAUAGACUCAGGAACGUGAAAUUUAGAAUAUUAUUUCAAUACAUCUGGGAAUAUUCUAUGAAAGAUCUGUUUUCCUCUCGAAUCGCAUGUUUUUCAAGGAUUUGAUCGAGAUCCGACUCGCCAAGUACACAAUGAGCCGAGAAGGCCUGGCGAUGCUCCCUUGUCUGGCGCCAUACGUCGACAUUCUUUUCUACUUCACCGCCCGGAUGAAGUUUCCGAGAUCCGUCUGAAAAUGACUUUUUCUUCCCCUUUUCAGUGUCCCUCCAGAAGAAAUGUCCAAGUGGAUCGAGACGAUAAUCGGCGACGGAAAGUUCCUCCCAGAAAUCGCUCCCGAGCUCUACGAUGCCAGGAUCGAAAGAGCUUUCUUUAUCCGCACGGCGAUGAUGCUCGUUUUCAACAAGUGAGAAACAAUCAUAUACCUUUUUAGAAGGUGUUCUAACAAAAAAGAAUUCAGAAAAAACUUUCAUACUGGUCAUCAAACAAUGGUCGCCAUUUUAGUUAUACCGUUGAGAGAAAGAUCAUUUUACUUUGUCUUUUCGAUUUUCCUGAAAAAAAGGUCAGAUACUUCUUCAUGUACCAGAAGAAAGUUCUAAUAGUCUCAACUUUCUAGUUUUUGAGAAAGGACACCUCAAAAUCUAGGAAACCCUUCAAAAUCCGUUGGAAUGAGCUAUUUCGUCUUUGAGCCCCUAUCGCUCGAAAACAAAGAAUUUAUGCAGGUUGAAACUUUCAGAAUCUUCUACUGAUACAGUUUUUUCGGCCAAGUUUCAGUAAACUAUCAACCGAUAAGUAAAAUGACCUCCCUUGAUAGGAUUUUUAGAAGUUUGCUCUAUCGCGUUCAAAGUAGUUCGGGGAAAUCGAAAUUAGUUCUUUCUUCAAAAUAUCGUUGUUUUUUUCACUCUCUGUUAGUCGUUUAUUCUUUGCCAAAGUUACUUAGGGGUCAUUUUUUUUUAUCAAGUGCAUCAUUUAUCAACGUGGUUUUUUUUUGUCGACAAUCAAACUUUGAAGCUUCUCAUCUACUGAUAACGAUUACGUGGCUACCAAUUUAUCAAUUAGCGGGGUAUCAUCUUGAGAGAGAAGUCCUGGGGAUCAAAUUAAACGGGAAAGAUUCUCAAGUCUAAUCAGAGACAAGUUUCAGAAAACGAGAAAAGUUUCGCUGUCUGUUUAAAAUUAGUUUUCUUCUGUGCAACCCUGGCUGCCAAGUCUGAUUGUUCCAUUUGUAAAUCAAAGAAAAGGCCUUGCUUUUCCCCUUCCUGGAAAGAAACUCUCAGGCUCACUAGGUGUCUCAACAGGUGUCUUAAACCCGUAUUUGUUGAGGCUUUUUGAGUCUCAGUUGUGCGAAAACGGGGAAAAACGGGUACAAGAAAUAAAAUAGGUGACACAGCUAUGUUUAUUUCGAAGUCUGUCCCAAAACGGCGCCUAAACUGUGGUGCAAAAAUGCAAAAUGUCCGCCUAGCUGUGCUUAUACGGGUUUAAUAUGGGAAAAUAUCCCCUUGAUAGUUCGGCUGGUUAAGCCUCAUCAGCAAGAGAGAAAAACCGUGUUCAGAUGCGCUCACCACAUGCGAGCCGACUAUCUCAAGUUGUUCAUGCCGACGCAGCAAACCCUGUGGCAGGUGCCUUUUCCGGAAAAAAAAUGCAACAGUUUGACGCUGUCUUCUUUUCUGCAGAUGAUCACAUCGUGUCGGAGCAGAGCCGAUGUGUCGGACAAGCAAAAGUUGGAACGGAUGAUUUGGUAUUACUACGCCGUGUCGAUCGCCGCGAUAGAGUCUCCAACUGAUCUCCGCGGUUGGGUCACGAUUUUGUCGUUGCCUUGGAUUACUGUGAGUUUCGUCAAGCUUCGGGACUAAAUUGAGUAUUUUUUAUUACAUAAAAACGUUUAAAAAAUCACCCUACAAAAAAGAUCGAAUUUAUUUAAAUCUUAUAAAAAGUACAUCGGUCCAAUUUUUGAGUUUUUGGAGAGUUAAAUUUCUAAAAAAUAACUUUAAUGACAAUUAGUCUAAAACUUUAUUUCGGAAAUUUGGAAAACUCCUUUCCUACGAUAUAUGAAUGUUUUCAGAAAGUGAAAGCGCCUUCUCAAAGUUUCAUCACUGACAUACGGUUUCACAUCGGACCUGACGAGCCGAAGAGCUACAUUCAGUUGACGCGCGAAGCUUUUGUCUUGGACUCAGUCAUGGGUACAGAAUGCCGUAGUUUCGGGUCGUUCACAAGAAAAUCCCAGAUAACUAUGUCCGUUCGUUGACCCUGCAGUCGAUCUGCUUCCUGAACGCGACGACCGACGUCAGAUGGGUCUCCGAAGUCAUCCGAUGCGCCAUCAACGCCAACAAUCGCGAAUACAUCGAGGUGAAUUCUCUUCGAGAAUUUUUCAUCAUAAAUUUCAUUCUUUCGUUAAAAAAAGAAAUCUGCGUUGUAGUCGUUUUUCUGACUUGAAAUGAACUAAUAAUAAGAUUUUUUUUUCCUUUACUUUUUUCUUUUGUUGCCUUGUUCCUUUUAGACCGCCUGGCUUUGAGGAUCGAAGGUUAUCUUCCAGUCGUUUUUUUUAAAGUAGAAUCUGAAACAUCUUAGGUAUCGAAAAUAAUAGAUUGAAAAAUACUUUUGAUUCAAAUUUGAAUUUCAAAAUUGUUAAGACCAUUUUGAUUUGGCAAGUUCAAAUGCCAACUUCAGACGUUGAUCCCCUGUUUGCCGACGUUUGUUCUUCGAAAUCCACAGUACUCGAUUUCCUUCGCCAAGGGCAUCCUGGCACAGGAAUGCGUCCAGAAAGAGUCCGUCUCUGUCCUGGCGUCGUUGACCCUGAUCGCCGACCUUCUGUGCAUCUCCACCGGCAACUGCAGUAUCACGGCCAAGGAGUGCCGUGAAUGCUCCAAAUCGGAUGUUGGUCCAACCUUCCAGUCGAAAACUCAGACUUGCCGUCUUAGGGCUAUGAGAAAAACCAAUUCGCCUCCUUCGACCCGGAGCGACACUUUUCGUUGGAGGAAGUCCGGCCGUUCCUCGCGAGUGUCUUUGAAUGGGCGUAUACCUGCGAGACUGAAGAGUCUUUGCGUAUGUUUGCAGAUGAUUGGAGUUCGAAAAUCCUAAAUUGGUGAUGCGUUAUUGCCUUAUCAAUAGAACACAAUUGUGUUUCCACGUGCCUCGAAUUCUUCAAUUUCCUAGUUUUAUCAAAUAUUUCCCUCAGUUCAGCUAUAUUAUCAGGGCUCGAUACCUCAACAGGAAGUCUUUUUUUGCAGCUGUUGUGCGUUUUCUCCGCGUUCUCUUCAUUCAUUCUUCUCGACCUUCCCUCUUCAGAAUUUGGAAGAUGUCUUAUCAAUUCAUUUUCUCGCCGAAUCCAACUGUCCGUGAGGAAUAUAAGUAGGUUUUUUUGUGUUUUUAGAAUGCUCCGUACUGAGUGAAGUUUUUUUUUUCGAAAAUUCCAUUCCAAAAAAAUGGGAGAAAUGUUUCACACAAACUUUAUCUUUCGAACAUCAAUUCAUUAAAGUUUUUUCCAAGCAUAUUUUGAGUUUAAAAAAAAUUUAGAAAAUUUCGGGCUUCUCCUCACUUUUCGUUUGCAGAAAAAAAAUUUCAAACAUGGACACUUUAUUUUCCUCUCAAAUUUCAUGUUCAGGAGUUUGUUCGAGCUGCUCAUAAAAGACGUGAGCGUCGCUUCGGUUUUGUCUUCCAGCAUCCGGAUGACCUUCGAAUCCACCUACAUCAGACGGCCGGACGUUUUCUUCUUCUUUUUGAACUUCUAAUCAUUUCUCGAUUUUUUAGAAAGAUUCCAUUGAGUUUGCGGCUCCUUUUCUCGAAAUGUUCAUCUGGUCAGAUUAUUUAUUUUCUAAAAGUUUUCAACAAAACUUUUUCAGCGAAGGUUUCGAUCCAGGAAACGCGACCAAGAGCUACAUCCGGAAAUGUAUCGAGUCGAAUCCGGCUGAGAAUGUACGCAUUUCAGUCAAUAUUAUUCAUAAUUAUAGUUACUUCUUUGCGUAUUGUUUCACUUUUUACAAGGGAGGUUAUAUUUUUUCGCGGUUUGGAAUUUCUUAAAAAUUUUUCGGAACUCUCCUUGAUGUACUAGAUAAAGAUCACGAAAGUCUCAAUUUGCACAGUUUUAUAUUUUUUUGAAUCACGACACCUUGAAUUCAAAGAAAUUGUUUAAACUUGAAAUAGGCCAUUUUGGGGCUUUGAGCCUUUAUUUUUCGAAAAUGAAAGAAUUUUGCAGGUGUUUCAGAAUUUACAGACUUAAAAUUUUCAGCAAAAAAAGAAUCAUAAAAAAAAGUUUUAGAAACUUUCAGAAUCGUCUUCUGAAACAUCAAUGAGCUUUUUGGUAAAUUUUCAGGGAAUUGCUAACCGCGAAGUAAAAUGAACUUCCUUGUUAACAAUUUCAAAAAAAAGUUGCUGUGAAUUGAUAAAUUCAAAUUGUUCAGACGUUUUUCCCAACCUGGUUCGACGCGAAGAGUACGCUGGUCAAGAUUUACAAGAUAAAACACCGAUCGGGCGUCCCUCAUCGCCCAUCGGAAACUCGUCGCCGCUGGUUCAUGAGCAAUUGCAGGGUAGUGUUGCAAAUCGACUCUUUCUGUAUGGCUCUCGAUUUGCAGCAAGUCGUGACAGACAUCAUAGCCAUGCUGAGGAACGACCCGGUUUACAUUUCGGCGACCUUCAAGGAUGAGAUCUACUACAAACUCCAAAAGCUCUGCUUCUUGUUCGACUUCAACUCCUUGUACAUGUAAGAGCUUGCAGUAAAAAAAAUGUUAUUCUUGAAAAAAAUGUACUUUAAUGUUGUUUAGAAGAAAUAUGAAAUCAUUUUUAUUUUGAUACUUCAAGUUUUGCACUCCAACAUCUUAGUGAAAUCAAAAAACAUAGAACUAUAAAAAGCUUAUUAUUGGUGCGAAACUUUAAGAAAUUUGAGAAAAUCUACCAAAUUGAACGAAAAACAAGUGUAUCAUCUGAUUAUGGUUCUUUUCCAGGUUUGUCAACGACAUCAAGUAUGUUUUGCUGCCGAGGCUUUUUAUGUGGGCGCCGUUCGACCAAAAUCGAGCCGAGCCCAUUUUGGACUUCAUCAUCGAAACUUUCCUCACGACACACGCCGAACGGACAGAGAGUCACUUGAGGGCUUUGCGGCAAAAAUACGUUCUGGAGGCUCGUGAAAAUUGAUUUGAGAAAUUUCGAAACCGGAAAGCUUUGGAGAGAGAAAGGCCAACUGAAAGAGGAAAAGACUCACCGCGAGAAGUUGGAAGAAAUUCUUACAUAAGUCAAAAAAAGGAUCCAUGUUUUUGUGUUGAAAUGUUGAAUUUCUUCCUUCUAAUUAAGACUAGAGACAGGAACUUUGUCAUAAAAGGCUAUUCAAAUCAAGCGGUUGGGAAAAUAAUGUCAUUGGUUUGGUCAAACGUUUCUGCUGUAUUUUUGAACUUUCUCGAAAAGGAUAAAUCGUGCAGACGAUGGAUCUUUGUCUUUUGAUUCUUUUAGGCCACCACCUUCAAAUCCCACCAAAUUAUUCAAUCAAAAUUAUUACCAGAUGAAGGCAUAUUUUGAGACCAAAGAUGUGACCCAGAAAUGUUUACUACUAAAAUAUUGAAACUUCAUAUUUUUUUUGUUAAGAAGUUGUUUCAGUGCUUCCCACGCAUGUUCGAAGUUCUGUACGAGGUGCCGCCGGACAAGUUCAUCGACGACUUUUUCCGCAGCUAUUGCGACAUCUCAUUGGUCAGAAGCGAAUCUUCGAAUUUCAAAUAACCGGCUUUUUCGCAGGAUAAAGCUCUUGCGUUUCGUCGGAAGGAAGUCAUGACUGUGGGCCUGCUGCACGCUUCUUUCGUUUUCUUCGACAAGGUCUUUAGAGUGAGAAGAACAGAUAGAAAUGAAGAUUCAACAGGACACGUACUGGCUCUCGCUGAUGAUGAUGUCCAUCUACAGGUCCAAAUGCCAGUCCGGCUUCGAAAUGAUGGAGAUUUUCCGCUACAAGUGAAUGAACACGUUUGAGCCUGUGAAUAGUGUUCUUCCAGAAACGAAGGAAUGGAUUACUUCCUGGAGUUCCGACGCUCUUUUUUGGCUGACGACAAGCUCGAAGUCAGAUGCGAGAUCGCCAAAUCGCUCAGCUUUCUCCUGCAAGUUUUCGACGAAAAGUUCCUGGAGGAAGUUUUUUGCCUUUUCGUUUCGAAGUUCUCAAUAAGGCUCCUCGCAGUCCCUCUGGAUUGUUCUGUCAGUCCUCCGGACAGCGCCGGCCGAAUCCAAAUUCGUUCUCGAGAUCUACACUUUGAUCCUGGAUAAUAUAUCCCUAGAGUUUGUUCUUUCUUUCAUUUCCGGGUCAAUCCUUCGUCUAGGACGCUCCAAGCGUACAUUAUGCGAAUUUUGAUCGAUUUGGAACGACUCGGGAAUGGGGCAGACCCACGGUACAACAUCAUUUUGCAGCGUUUCGAAUCCCUGAUUUAUCCUGUCGAAACGUUUGACGAGUUGUUUUAUCAGCUCAUUUGAAGGUUCUUACAGGACGCCUGAAUUGAAGAAAAUCGCGUGGCCCAUGAUUUCGGCGGCGACUGACAAGAUGCUCAGCGAAAAACACACUUCCUACUCUCCCCUCGAUUUUUCAACUGGUUAUUAUUUAUUUGUUUGAUUGGAAAAAGUGACGAUAGGAAUUGACUUCAAAAAAAAAUAAAUAUAGUGUUGAUUUAGAAAUGCUUCUGCGUUUUUCUAACACCAAAAAGUCAUUUAGAACCGACUUCCUCGAAAAUUGAAAAAAAAAAUCCACGGAGUCUUUUUUAGGUUUUGUGAACACAUUUUUUCUUUUGAUGAAGUAUUUACAGUCCAUAAUUUAAAAUUUCAUUAUUGGGAAAAACCUUGGAGUUACCUUUCAAGAUGCAAAGAAUGACAAUGGGGCUCAGAUAAAUUUUACUAAAUUUUCAGAUUUCCAUAGAGAUUGACCUUGAAUUCAAAAAGAAAAAAUUUAGACUUUAUUGAAGCAAAAAACUCAGUUCAACGUGUUGUAUAGUUUGUGUACCACGACUUGGAAUUUCACCAAACGAUAUUCCGCUGUGCCACCUUGGUCUUGCGACCUUUGCGAGCCUUGGUCGCGCUUUUUAUUAUUUUUUUUCUUUUACUAUGGUACUCUACUUUCACAGCAAUAACAAUGAAAUCGUGACCUAGAUUCGAAAAACGCUUCGCGAACGCACGCAGCGGAACAGCGGAAUGUCGUUCGGUGAAAUUUCAAAUCGUGACACACAGAAUAUAUGAAUUCAUAGCAAAAGUGUUCCUCUGCAACUGAUGUCAGUUAUUUGAUCAUUUUUCAGGGCUGGACUUACUGAGAAACUAUUCGAGGCUACCGGUAAAGAGUCUGGGAAUCCGAAUGAGAGAGUACAACGAAAAAGAGAUUUACACGAAAAAGCAGACGGUCCAAUUGGUCGGUUUCAUCCGGAAAAUCAUCUUUAAAUGAAUUAUUUCCAGACAAAAGCGAUUCUACCUCUUGUAAAUCAAAACCUGGGGAGGGAGAUGAACGCAGUCAGACUUAUUCCCGAAUUCGGCAUUUUGGACCCGGAAGAGGUGAUUCGGAAAAUUGUAUUUCAUUCAAACCUCUGAAUCUCAGAUCGAUCUGGACUAUGUACGCUGGGACAGGAAACACGAGGAAUAUUACGUGAAUCCGUCAAAGGUGAAAGAUUAUUAUUUUUUGAAGAGUUUUUUUGUACUUAUCGUUUCAAAACAGAAAAGAGUUUACAAAAAAGCAAAAAAAAAGAAUGAAAAAGACGUUAAAAAGAUGUCGUAAAUAAUAACUUUUGAGUUGUUUAUUCUCACCUUUCUUCAGCACCUUUUGCCCCCUUUUUUUUAUUCACAAGAAAUUUCUUAUGUGGGCCAUCUUUUGCCCUUUUUUCUCGAAACGUCCACCAACUGAACGAUAUUUGAGAUGAACGACGGCGUCUUCAUGGAAAUCGCGAUUUUCGCCGAGAACUACACGGUUUCUCCGACGACGGACGCCUACGAGUACCUGGAAAAAGUCCUCUACGAUCUGCACGCUUCUCCUCGGAAUAUCAAAACUUUGGACACGUUGUUCCCUGGUCUUUUUCUUUGAAACGGGAAGUUCUUGUUCAGAUUGGACAGGAAGAUGUUGGAAGGUUUGAAGCUGUGCUACGGACGAAGUUCCAAGAGGAAAGAUCUGCCGAUGGUUGUGGUGAACAGGUGAACAGAAAUAUUGAACUGGCUUUGUAAAUACAAAUGUGAAACCCUCAAAAAAUUUUAAAAUAGGAGUUUCGAAAUUGUUUUUUUCUUAGGUUUUUUUAUUUUUGAACAGAUCAAAAAAAUUUUUAAUAGAAACUUAGAAGAUUAAAAGUUAGAUUAAGUCUAUUUUUGGAAAUCUUGACGAAAAAAAAGGGGGUUUUCUAUUUUCGAAGUCCAUAGACUUUUGAAAGUGUUUCCUUGGAUUUUAAAGAAAAUUAGACACUACGAUCUCUCAAUAAUCGUCGGUUCUUUUCAAAAAUAAGACUUUCAGGCCAUUUAUUGAAUACGUCAGAGACUAUUACACUUGGAUGCUGCAAAUCUUCAUGUUCUGUAUUCGCGAUGUUAGUUUUUCUAGUUUUGAAAACAUUCCUAAUUUUUAUUGAGAACAUUUUUGACUUCUUAAUUAAUUAUUAUUUAUCUUUCAGUGCGACACGGCAAUGCUUCCAUUGCGGUGCGUGCCAUACAUCUACGACAUUUAUUUGUGUGCGAAACUUUUGCCCAAAGUCGUCCUCCACUACAUUUCGACAAGGCCUGAAAAGGAUCAUGCCUCGGUGGGGUUUCCCGAGUAAAGUGUGAAUAAAAUUGGAAAUUAUAGUUGAUCGACGAGUUCCGCUGUCUGCUGAAAAGGGCGAUCUAUCCAGUUGCCUCGAAAUGGAUCACGACUUAUGCCGUCCAGUCGAUCUUCUAUCUUUUCGACUACUUACAGUGGGCCGUUCGGCCUGGGUGUUUGGAGAAGAAUGAAGAAGUGAGAGGAAAAAACUUGAUAAAUUGAAAUUUCAGCAACGAAAGGGAAACUAAUGACUUUUUUAGGACUCGGAAACUUAAAAGGAAACAAAAAAUUGAAAAUCAAAAACUUUCAAAACAAAGUUGAAAUAGCCCAAAUAAUUAUUGAAAUACUAAAUAAUUUUUUCCAUGUAUGAAGUUCCUGCGCAAGAGGUUCAAGCUCAAAAUCAGAGAAAAAGAUUGAUAGAUCGAACAUAGAAAUGCCCUUAUUGUAGCUGAUCAAACGGAUAAAGUCGUUCACGAUGAAAAUGCUGGAAAUGAUGGACGACAACGGCAUUCCGUUGUUGCCGGUUGUCGCAGACGGCGUUGGCCAGGAACAUCGCUCAAUCCAAUGGUGAAUUUCGUCUUUUGAACGACAUUUCUAAGGUUUCAUGUUUUGAGGCUGGAGUUGUACAUGGAGAACAGGGAGAUCGAUCGCAAGCAGAAGACCAUUUUCUACUUUCUCAUUCAGGUUUUUUUUUGGUGAUUUUCCGAAUUCAUCUAUAAUUCCUUUCAUUCAUUUCUACAAUAUAGUUCUUUGCUAAAAAAGACCAGAUUUAUUUGAUUUUUUAUCAACUAAGCUGACUGCUAUGGUCAUAAAUUUCAAGGAAACAAAAAAAAAACUACCUUUUUUUUACAAUAAUUGGAAAAUAAGAUCUCAAAUUUUUCCGUGCAAGUUUUGCAUUCAGAAGUACUACACGCGCGUGGCGGAUCUCAACGGCUGCCGUGGCGCCGCGACGUGUCUCAUGCAGGUGGAGCCGGACCACAUCCCCGGCAAAAUCCUGCUCGCCGAGUUCCGAGGCGACGUCGGCAUCGCGAGGUCUCUCUACAAACUCGACGACACCAUCACCGUUGCCUCGGUUUCAAUCGUCUUCUCGUUCUGUAAUCAGGAGGUAUUCAGAAUCAAGAAGCUUUGGACAGACUCUCGGCCACUUUCAACGCCCUCAUGCUCCAAGACGCUGAUCAAGGUAAGUGUCUCGUAAUUUGGAGUUAAUAAGAUCCGGAAAAAGACACCCAAGAAGAAAAGGACGCGAAACUGAAGGCCUUCAACGUGCUCCGAGAAUGCGAAAAGAGAAACCUCGAUGCUGUGGGUUUUUUUAUAUUUUAAAUUCGGAAAGUUUUCUUACAACUGGGUUUCAUCGAAUGAGAAAAGACGGGUUUAAAAAAGUUGAAAAAAGUACCCAUAAAAUUGCAUACAUGUACUGAACUUUGUGUAUCACAACGUUCAUAAAAUUUGAAACUUAUAAAAAAUUGAGCCAGCUGUUGUUCAUGUUUUUUUUUGAGAGGAUCGAGAUCAUUGAAGCAAAAUGUUUUUUUUUUCAGCGGAAAUUUGACCAAAAGAAGACAUUGAUGCACAAUGUGAACUCCCGGAAGGAUUGGACUCGAUUCGCUGAUCUCGCUCUUAUGUAUUCCAACUUCCAGUCGAGAAGAAUAGACUUGAUGAAGAUGGCUGCGAAUCAAGCGAGGUGAUCAUCAAAUUUUCAUCAGUUUUGACAUGGAAUUUCAUUUUGAGAGUGGUAUUUUGCCUCAUGAGAGUGCUUCAGUUGCUUCAAUCAACUUUCUUCUUUCUUUUUGAGCUUUGAGUGGAAUUGGAAAAUUUGAGCUUGUUUUUCUUAAUUUUCGAUUCAAAAUGCAAGCUCGAACAAUUUUUAUUGCACAAUUUAAAUGAUAGAACUAUCAAGAGCGUUCUAAUGAUGUUAGAGCUUUCUUCUAGAAAUUUCGGAAACUUUAUAUAUUCUAAGAUAAAUGUUGUAGAGAAUCGAUUCUGGAUGAAAUGAAAACGGCCGUUCUCAUCGGUUCUCCCUCCUACGCCACAAUUUUGCCCAUGAUUGUCGCGUAAGUUGUCGAAAAAGCUGGCGAAAAAAGAUCGGGACAUUUGAAGACACAACGUCGUGUCGAACGCCGAGGACAUCCUCGAAUCUGACCAAUCCGAACUCACAAACGCCAAAUCUGAUAUGUGGAAACGGAUCGUGGCACGUUUUUUCUCAUUUUUCAUGAUUCCAAGAUUUCUCUACCAGUUUAACGGACAUAGUCCUGAAGGACCUAAAUAGAAGCUUUUAAAAAAAAAGAAAUUUCAAAAGCCCUUACAGGUUUCUGUCUGUUGACCUUUUUUAAAAAAAGCCUUUUAGAAGAAAAAAAAGAAGACGGGAAAAAGGAGAUUCAGAGAAACUUUUGGCACUAAGGAAUUGAAAAAAGAGCUCCAGACUUUUCUCUUUGAAGCCUUUUUGAGUCCGUUUGGACACUGCCCGUGGUAUGAAAAGUUUGCAGAAGAAGUCGGAAAUUUGAAAAUUUUGCAUUUUGAUUCAUCUUUCUUGCUCAAACUUAAUUUCGGUCGCUCAUAUUCUUUUUCCCAGCAAGAGCAAAAAAAGUACACCAAAAAAAAGUUGUUUAGCCGUUUCAAAGGACUUUUUCAAAACAGAACAAGCGAUGUUUCUUUUUCAUUAAGUACUUCAGUCCCAAGCUCCUUUUUCUGCAAUUUUCGAAAUAAUUUUCAGAAGCGUUCAUUGAGGUCGAAUCACAACAUUGAGAUCGACGACCACGUCAAUCGAUGCCGAAGGACAGUUCUGAGCAUCCGAAGAGACCAGACGCCUUCAGCCGACUACCGCCUCGACAGGGCCGUCGCCGAAUGUUAUCUUGAGGUUCUUGGCGUCAAGAGUGAACUCCAUCCUUGAAGUUUUCCAGAGCGCCAAGAUCUGGAGAACCGCUGGAUGUUACGAAAGAGCCUUUUUGUUGAUGAGCAACGCGCAGAGACUCGUUCCCUACUGCAAUCAGCUGACCAUCGAAGAGGCCAAACUCGAGUUGCAGCAGGUCUGUUGGACGAAAUAUCCUUUAUAUUAUAUUAUUGUGAGAAUAAAUCGUACUUCAUUAAAAUAUUGAAAUUUUUUUGAAACUUGGAGUUUUUGAAAAGGUUCGAUAAGAAUCGUUUGUAGGACAACUUCAAGAAAGGACUGACGGCCAUCGAGCGCAUCUUGGAAACGAACUUCAGCCCGGUGCUGGAGAAGUUCCGCAAGAUGAGAGACGUCAACAAAAAAACAGAAGCACGGGCCGCACUUCAGAAGAUUCCCCACAUCGAACAGUCUCUUUUCACUUCGGUAUUCUAAAUUAUUUUUUAAUUUCGGAAUAUUCUAUUUGAUAUCUUUUUAGCUUCAAAAGCUGCGAAUCGGCCACAUCAUCAAGUCGGGAGAAGCGACGACGUUCGACCAGAUCCGAGAAGACACCGCCCACUUGUUGUACGCAUUCGCGCCCCACGGAGAGAUGUACGACGUCGUCUGGUACCUCGAUUUCCUUGUCCACGGCAUGGCUCCGGUUGCGUGGCUACUCCCGAAUUUUCAUGUAGAUUCCGGAGUUCAGAACCGACCGGAGAGCUGUUUGGCCCUUAUGAGAGGCUACCGAGAUGUGGCGAAACACGAGAGGAACCAGGAGUUUGCUGACCAGGCCGUCACGCGUCUGAUAUCUAUUUGGCUAACCGUCACCAAUAACGUGGUAAGUGUAUUCGCAGGAAAUUUCGCCGAAAUCUUCCAAAUUUAUGCUAAUUCUGACCCUAACAUUGAAAAAUGAGCUCGAAAAAAUUUGAACUUUUUAUUGAAUUUAUCGUUCUUCCUUCAUUGUGUCUUGAGUGAAUUUUGAGCAAGGACUCUUCGCGCCUCGAGUGUUCACUGUAGGGUUAAUACAGUCGACACCUAACCCUAUUAUUAUCAGGGCUGGAAAAAGUUGUUGAAAACGUCAUUAACUUCGGAAAUUUCACUCGAACGACGUUGAGAAAUGACAGAAACUUUUUCGGAUCGCUCAGCUGUCUGUUUUUCUGAGACACUUUUUUUCUCUGAGAAUCAUCAAAAAUAAUUUAGUUAAGCUUCGUUUUACUCUUGUAAUAGCUCAUCAGAUCACAUUGCUAAGUUUCAUUUUGGUACGAUUCAGAAGCUGCAAAUGGACGAGAAGAAGAACUCGGCGACGUCGAACAACUACCAAACGCAGAUGAGAACUUUAGACGCCCAGAUUUCGGAGGCCGUCAAGGAACUCGGUUGGCGAGUUCUCUACGCUGCUUUCCCCACUCUCGUCCACAUGAUCGACCAUCGCGACGACGAAGUCUUCAACAUCAUCAAGGUUCUUCGAGAGACGAAUAAAGUUCAUCAUUCCCCUUCAAUUUCAGCACAUGAUGGUGCAGUUGAUCAUCCGUUACCCUCACGUUUGUCUUUGGCAAUCCAUCCAUCUGCUCAGAGGAAAUGAACAACUCAAAACGGAAAGGUUCAGUUCGAUCCGCUUCAGGUUCUUAGGAAAGAGGUUCAGAUACAAGGCAGUUUUGGACGUUGUGAAACGGAAAAGCGAGCUGUACAAAGCCAUCGUCGAGCAAUACGACUUCUCGGCUCGGGUUUUCUUGGAGUGAGUUUUUUUUACUUGAGAAAUGCUUAAAAAUUUUGAAUCAGCUUCCAAUCGGAUGGAAUUUUUUAGCCAAAGGUCCAUGUGAACGUAAAAAGCUGAUGAUCUGAGGAAAGAGAAUUUAAAAAAAAUGAUGGUUUGUUUGAAAGAGAUUAAUCAAUACGUUAACUUGAAAGAUAUCCUCGACCCUCAAAAUUUUAAUUUUACUGUCUAUAUAUUCUUAAAUUUGUUUUUGUUUAGAUCACCAAUUUUGCAAUGAGGUUUGAAAAGUUACUAAAUUAUGGAGAAGUAUGUGUAAUAAAUGAAAAAGGUUAUUUCCGUGCUUUAAUUUCAAAAUAUUUUACUCACUUUUUAUUUAGUUUGGGAGGAUGUGGGGAAUGAUUUAAUUCUUGAAAAACGAGUAUUUUUUAGCGUCGGCGAGAAGAGAAAAACGAAUGAGGAGCCUCUUUCGAAAAGAUUCCCUCAACUGCAGACCCUCAUCCGAGACAAGAAGUACGAUCCAGCGCAUAUUGGUAUUUCAAACCAGAAAUCUGAGUCAAACGAUGUCUUUCUACAGAGUACGGCCGAAGGAAAGAACACGAUCGACCGAGUGUUCGAUUCGGAAUCAUGAUUCCGAUCAAGUCCUACAUGGACAGCUCCGUUAAUGCUUCUGACAUGGUUCCAUAGGCUCAAGCUCCAAGAAAUUACUUGUCACUCUUUAGUCACUGAAAAACGAUUCCCUCACUGAAAACGAGUACACCCACGCCUGCAACCUCCAUGAUGCCUACCGUAUCCAUCAGUUUGAAGAAAAGUUCACGGUAAUAUUUUAAAUGGUUGAUUCGAAACAACGGAAGAAACCAAUUUUAAGGUCUUGUCUUCGAAAACCGCACCGAAAGUCGUGGAAUUCCGGCUGGGAACUGGCGAAUCUGUGAAGAUAAUGUUCAAGGGCGAAGAUGAUUUGACCAAAGAUUUCCAAUUCAUGAACCUCAUGAAUGUUAGUUUUGAAUAGACAUUACUGAAGGAAUGAAAGAAAAAAAAGGAAAAAGUGAGAGAAAGGCAGAAGGAAUAGUAUGGUAAUUUUAUUGAAGCAAAAAACGUGUUUUUUAAGUUUCUUAAAUUUAUAAAUGGCAAAAAAAUCUCAAAAAAAAAAUGGUCGAAACUAAAACGUUUUCCAGCUGUGCAACAUGUUGCUGAAGAACGACGAAAGAACUCAAUUGCUGCGUUUGACAACGAGAUCUUACAGUGUCAUUCCAUUGGCGGUAACAUCAAAAACUGAAGAAAACUUCAAAAAUUGGGGAAAUUCAGAAGUUUGGUGGCGUGAUCGAAUUUGUUCCCGGCCUGAACAAUCUGAUGGGCGUCCUGGAGCCUUACCUCAAGUUGACCAAGGAAAUCAUGUCUUUCUGGUUGGUGUUCAUCAAGUAGAACUGCGAAUAAUAUCAUCCAAGGGGUAAAAAAUGGGGCGAACUGUCUCUGGACCGAAAGAAGGACUUCUACCGCGACGUUUGCUGCAAGGAGAUCCCAUUGGUCAUGGCUCGUUGGUUCAGGUUCUUUAGAUCUUGGUGCUCUCCAUUUGGAAUAGUGUCUUUUUAGAGACACCUAUCCAGAGCCCGGAAAAUGGUUCUACUCCAGGAAAAAGUUUGCCAAGAGUGCGGCUGUCAUGUCCAUGAUCGGCUUCAUUUUCGGACUUGGUCAGCUUUUUUCGUGUCUUUCUUGUGAAAACCAGCGUUCAGGUGAUCGACAUGCGAGAAACCUGAUGAUCGAUGCUCGCAACGGAAUGGUGGUCCACGUGGACUUCGACUCGAUUUUCAACGUCGCCGACUUCACGCAAAUUGCUGAGGUAUUCACGAAAAAAAGAGAAAUUUUUCGUCAAAAUUUAAAAACUUGAAUAUUGAGAUGCUUCAUAGCGCUUACUGAUAUCGACCUGAAAAAUUUUUUGCCUUCGAAGGAUGCGCUGUUUUUGACACACCUAAUUUUGGCGGUUCAAUUUAUGUCGGAGAGGGGUUAUAAGUAGGGUCAAAGGCAAAAGUUGCGGAAUUUUCUUAUUCGGCAGUGAACAAGGCAACAAAAAUCUUGAAAACGCGUCUAUUUGGACUUCCCUUGUAAGCUUAGAAGGCGCAGAAAUAACCCUAUCUCGAAUUGAUCACUAAAAAAUCUCAGCCGGUGCCCUUCCGACUAACACGCAACAUGAUCGACGGAAUGAGCCGCGUCGGACUCGAAGGCGAGUUCCGCACUGUCUGUGAACAGACCCUGCUUGUGCUCCGCGAGCACAGCUACCGGAUCGACAAGGUUUCUCUGCGUCUCCAGCUUUCAUCUAGUCUAUCUUUCAGUCGAUGUCGCUGCUGCCGGAUUUGGUCAGUGGUCCGUCGCUGGACAGCUGCCUCAAGCGAAUCAAGGUAAUUGAUACUGAAAAUGACAAUGCUGCCGUUUUUUUUUCAAAAUCAGAAUUCUUCCAUAUAUUUUUCAGGUUUAUCAUAUAAUAGAUCAAAAUUUUGCUUAGUUUCAAAAACUUCCAACGUAAAAAAACCUGGAGAUAAUAACUUACUUUCAGUCGGAACGAGGCAAAGACAUCUCGUACAAAAUGAAAAACGCCAUUCAUCUGGUGAAUGUCCGACUGGCCGGCAACAUCGUCUCGCCUCUCGUCAGUCCUUCAGAACUUCUUCUCUUUCUCAACUUCAUCAUUCAGGUCUAUCGGGAAGUUCCCCUGGCGAACAAGAUGAGCGUGGAGCAGCAGGUGGCCACUUUGAUCGACAUAGCCACCAAUGAAGACCGGCUCGCCGAGAUGUACAUCGGCUGGCUGGCGGCUCUCUGA
This is a messenger RNA of Caenorhabditis auriculariae, 19439 nucleotides long. The record is from the annotation of a GenBank genome assembly. Lineage: Eukaryota; Metazoa; Nematoda; Chromadorea; Rhabditida; Rhabditidae.